UGUUGGGUGUGGACCGGGCCCAGCCUGUGCUGGGGAAGGGUGGACCGGGCUCUCCGUCCCCGGGUGCCGCACGCGCCCAGGAGCGCGCUGGCCGGGGAGGGAGACGCUCUGGCCGGGGAGGGAGACGCUCUGGCCCGUCUCGGUGGUGCGGCUGUUACGUGGCGGGCGGGGUGCUCAGGAGCCCGCGGUGCCGGUGACAGCGGCGUGCUUUUCUCGCAGUCUAGGCUCCCAGUCAAAUGCCUGUUCCAUACCCCCCCUGCCUUGGUUUACACUGAUUGCUUUCUGCUACUGAGACGGAGCUGCAGUGAAAAGUGAAAGAUGCCACUCUUCUUCCGUAAAAAGAAGCCUAGUGAUGAUGCCCGGAAGCGCCUUGAAUACCAAAUGUGCCUGGCAAAAGAAGCUGGUGCUGAUGACAUUCUUGAUAUAUCAAAGUGUGAACUCCCAGAGAUUCCUUAUGGGGCUUUUGCAACAUGUAAGGUCUUGCAGAAAAAGGUGCUGAUUGUUCAUACAAAUAACCUAACAUCUCUGGUUCCAAAGUCUUGCAGCAUUCAGAGUCUCAUAACUGUGAAGGUUUUAGAUCUCCAUGACAACCAGUUGACAUCACUUCCUGCUGAUAUUGGUCAACUGACAUUUCUCCAGGUCCUAAAUAUUGAAAGGAAUCUCCUAAAAUCUCUUCCACAGUCUAUAGGGGACCUUGCCCAACUCCAGACACUCAAUGUGAAAGGCAAUAAGCUGAAGGAGCUGCCUACCACUCUGGGAGGCUUGCGCAGCCUGCGCACACUUGAUGUCAGUGAGAACCACCUGCAAGAGCUUCCACCGGUUCUGGCUCACAUCCGCACGCUGGAGACGCUGACCCUGGAUGCUUCAUCCAUGACAUAUCCACCAGCUGAUGUUUGCAGUGCUGGCACAGAGUCUAUCCAGCAGUUCCUGUGUAGAGAGUCUGGAAUCGAGUACAGUCCUCCCUCCCAGUAUCUACUUCCUGUUCUGGAGAGUGAUGGAGGAGAAACUUCUGUGGAUGGGGUCGAUCAGACCACAUGUAAAUACAUGGAAGAAGAGGGCAAAUGGCAGAACAAAUUCUUGGAUUAUGAGAAGCGGAAGGAACAGAAAAUGCUGGAGAAACUGGAGUUUGAGCGUCGCCUGGACAUGGGGCAGAGAGAGCACGCCCAGCUCAUGCAGCAGAGCAGCAAUCAGAAAGAUGAGAUACUACAGUCAGUGAAGGAGGAGCAGGUGAGGCUGGAGAAGGGCCUGACAAAGCACCAACGCUACUUGGAGAGUGAGCGCCUGAAGCUGCUGGAGCAGCUCAAGCAGACAGAGCAAGGCAUUGCCAGCCGAAUCCAAAAGCUGCUCGAGGAGAAUCAGAGGCAAAAACAAAGUUCAGAAAUUCUGAAAUCCUUGGAGAAUGAGAGAAUAAGGAUGGAACAGCUGAUGGCCAUAACACAGGAGGAGACUGAGCAUCUACGCAAAAGGGAUGUGGCCUCUGCCAUGCAGCAAAUGCUGGCUGAGAGCUACAAGAACAAAUUCAUCCAAAUGACCUAUGAAUCCCGCCGGCAAGACCUUGUCAACCAAGCCUGCUCCAGCCUGGCAGAGAUGGAUCAGAAGUUCCAGCAAAUCCUGGCUUGGCAGCAGCUGGACCAAAGCAAGGCCAUUAGUCAGAUCUUGCAGGAGAUUGAAAUGCAGAAAGCUGCCUUUGAAGCCCUUCAGGUGAAGAAAGAUCUCAUGCACAGACAGAUCAGGAACCAGAUUAAGUUAAUAGAGACAGAGUUAUUGCAGCUGACACAGCUGGAGUUAAAGAGGCAAGAACUGGACACAGAGACGCUGCAGGAGGUGAUAGCAGACCAACGCCAAGCCCUUAGUAAUCUGCUGCAGCAGCUACUCAAAGAGAAGAAACAAAGGGAAGAGGAACUGCACCAAAUCCUGUAUGAGAUGGAAGCAAAAAGUGAAACCAAACAAGAGAACUACUGGCUGAUCCAAUACCAGCGCCUGCUAAACCAGAAACCUCUCUCCUUGAAGCUCCAGGAAGAGGGCAUGGAAAGGCAGCUGGUAAACCUGCUCAUUGAGCUCUCAGCUGAACAGUAUAUGCCGAUCUUUGCACAUCAUCGGAUAUCAUUGGAAAUGCUCAGCACCAUGACCACCAGUGACCUGGAAAAGAUCGGAAUUACAGAAACUGGCCUGCAGCACACCAUCCUUAGGCGAGCCCAGGAGAUCCUGGCUGUGGCUGAAACAAUCCCAGGUACAGAGCUGUUGAAGAGAACUGAGGCUGAGGUCCCAGCCACACCAGAGCCCAGUGCCCCCUCAGAAGAAAUCCCCAGUGCUGUGUUCCCUUCUGCUGCACAGCUGGAGCUGGAUGAGAGGAGGUCGGAGUGUGUUGUCUGCAUGGAGCGGGAGGCCCACAUGAUCUUCCUGACCUGUGGCCACGUAUGCUGCUGCCAGACGUGUUGUGAGGCCCUGCGCACCUGCCCCCUCUGCCGCCAGGACAUCGUGCAGCGCAUCCGCAUCUUCCACAGUGGCUAGCGGGAGCAGAGCUGUUCCACUUGCAGGGCUUGGGAUGCUGCUAGCCAGGAGGCCAAGGAGAGUUUAGCCCCCUGCCCUGGUCUGCAUCCCCCUAUCGCAGUACAUUAGCCAACCGCUCCUGAUGUGAAGCUCCCACAUGCACUAUAUUGGCCCCUCUGAGCCUUAGUCUGCUGUGGGAAGGACUGGAAUGGGCACUGUCACCUCUUCCUCACAGGUGUAUGGCUCCUCUGGCUGACUGCCUUUGUAUGUGCAUGUAGGCAUGCCCCUCCUUCCCUGCAGCAACCCUUUGGUCCCUGAAAUGCACCCCCCAGCACCGCACUAUGGGAAAGCAAACCUCGCUGACUGACUCCUGUUGUCUGAGAACAUCUCAAGUUCCCCCAAGUGUCUGGUUUCUGACUCCGUUGCCUUUAGGCUCCCCUUUCUGUGUGUGUUUGUGUCCUUGAGAUGCCUGUCUGGUGUCCUUUCCUGGGGCUGAGCAGACAAGGUCCUCUCCUUAAUUUAUUUAUUUGCCCUCAGAAUCAUGCUUUUGCAGCACCUGGGAACAGCCUGUCCUCUCAGUCACAAAGGAGACAGAUUUGAUUGGUCUUUGUAGCUCCCUUCUCACUGAUGCCCAGGAUACUCAGUGGAAGGGGUGAUGAACUCUCUGGGAAAAGCACUUGGCAGCAGGUGUGUGAUUUGGUGGGAACCCUGCCAGUCCCUCACACCCAAGCUGCUUUCAUGCUCUGUGACCCAGGCUUUGGCAACAAGCACCGCAGGGAUCUGACCCUUAAGCAGACAGCCUUGUGCAGCUACUUGGGACUGGUAGGAACUGACAGUGGAGCAACCCCUCCUUUUGAUGCUGCUCCCACUGAAGGGCAAGGGCCCAUGUGCCUCUCAGCUUGGAGCAGAGUGGAGUUGGCUCUACCAUCAGGCACAGAGGGGCUCUUCUCUGAAUGGAAAAAACUACCCCAGCCUGUAUCAUUGACUGCAGCUGACCAGGUUGUAAUGAAGUGGCAGGUCAGGGAGGCACCUCCCUUAUUCUCCGGAGCUGUGGGGGUCAUGAACCGAGCAACAUGUGUCAAUGGAAUGGCUGGAGGGAUGACAGCCAAGCUGCACCCCCGUUUUGACGGCGUCAACUCUUCUUAUGGAAUUGUUUCAGGUUUGGACCUGAAGCUGGUUUGUAGAGGUGGCCAGCACUGGAAUUGUGGGCCUAGCCAGGAGUUCCCAAGACUCUUGCCUCUUCUGGAGUAUUGCUGCUACCUCCACAAAACCAACUGGUGGUGAUGUAGCUGUGUGUUCUUGUAAUAACCUCGGGCUGGAGCUAGCUGGGGAUGAUGGAAGCAGGAAAGCCAAGGCAAGAGGCCUGCUCAGACCUGAGGACAGAAAGAGCCUGCACAACUGGAUUUUGUUACUGGCCAAUUUCAACUCCU
Molecule: messenger RNA, 3920 nt
Organism: Alligator mississippiensis (American alligator)
Lineage: Eukaryota; Metazoa; Chordata; Crocodylia; Alligatoridae
Gene: LRSAM1
Product: leucine rich repeat and sterile alpha motif containing 1
Exons: 26
Coding region: 319-2511 (730 amino acids)
Molecular function (GO): protein binding
Source: RefSeq, a predicted model, not a curated record